UAUCGAGUUUUAAUUGGUGUCAGAUUGUGAUUGAGUCCAGCAGACGGCGCUAAAGGCACAGAUGCGCUCAUAGUUUCAGUUUGAAGGUGCAGCGCGUGAUGGUGAUGUGUGUGUGUGUGUGUGUGUGUGUGUGUGUGUGUGUGUGUGUGUGUGUGUACGUGCCAUUAAACGCGUCUCCUUUGCGUUAUAAGAGCGACACAGUCAGAAUGAUGCUGCAUCUACAGCGCAACUUCAGCAGUUUUUAGGAAACAUUGUAGCAGCUGAAAGAUGCAUGGAGGAUUUCUACAAAUGCUCAAGAAGAGGAAGGAGUUGAUUCCUCUGAUUGGGUUUGUCGGAUGUGCUGCACUUGGAGCAGCAGCAGCCUCGAUUUACUUCUUACUGACCAAACCAGAUGUCAUUUUAAACAAGACCAGAAACCCAGAGCCAUGGGAGACAUUAGAUCCGUCAACACCACAGAAGCUCAUAACUAUUAACCAGCAGUGGAAACCAGUGGAGGAGCUGGAGCUGGUGAAGAAACUGACCAAAUGAUCUCCUCUGGCUCUCUCUUCUGAAUUUCCGUGUUAAUUUAAUCGGGAUCUGAACUCUGUGUUUGCAUGCACUGGAUUGUACUUUAAACAUGCACUGUGCCUUUAAGAGUGAAAAUCACUUGUGUGCUGGAUAUGAACUUAAAUAAAUGUAUGCUAUGGAUUAAAAAUGAAUCCGUCUUUCCUUUGUGAAGUCUUGUUGGAUACGUUCAUUUGCAGAUGAGUUAAUCUCAAGAGGUUUCAGAUAGAACAACAAGAGAAUAAAUCAAGCCUGCUGACAGUUCACUGAGUCAUUAUUUGUAAUUUAACUGAAGAGGAAGUGCUGCUGAGGUCUCCAAACGACUCGGUGCUUCCUGCUUCCGUCUUCAUGUUUGAGAAACAAUCGUUGAGCUCUGACCUGAAGAAGCUGCUUUCAUUCAGAGCACAGAUCUUCACACAGAGAGGCUGAU
Messenger RNA from Sinocyclocheilus anshuiensis, 973 nucleotides. RefSeq names its product chromosome unknown C15orf48 homolog (gene coxfa4l3). The coding region runs from base 268 to 528 and encodes 86 amino acids. Lineage: Eukaryota; Metazoa; Chordata; Actinopteri; Cypriniformes; Cyprinidae. The transcript has 5 exons. The record is from RefSeq and is a predicted model, not a curated record. Gene Ontology annotation, cellular component: respiratory chain complex IV.